AGGCCUGGGCCCCAGGACUGUGUUCUGGGUUCUUCCAUCGGAAUGAAUCCCUGCCUCCCUGAGCAGAAGCCAGUGACAGAAGUGUGUGUGGGGGGGUUCUCUGCUGGGGACUGGGCCUGCUGAUUAAGGGGGGUGCUGGAGUCCCCACUCCCACCUGGGUACUGUGCCUGCCCUGUCAGGAAACAGGCUCCUCUUGUGGGGCCUUCCUAGUUGCACGUUGAGGCAUGUCUCCUGCAGGUCUUCAGCACAAGGUGACCCAGGGUCUAGGGCUCCUCCCUGGACCCCGUCUGGCCAGGGGUGGAGGAGAGUAGGGCAGAUGCCAAAGGAAGUUACCUGGACAGGGUUGCCAAUCAAAGUGUCAGUUUGAAUUCCCAGUUCCCAGACCAUCCUGCCCGCAUGGUCCCCUUGUCUGGAAGGUCCGGUUGGGAGUGGGGGAUGGAGGCUGUGGGGAGGCCUGUGGCCCUAGGCCAGCUGAAGGACCAGGCCACCAGCCCUUCCUGGCUCCUGAAUUCUUAAUCAGCAUAAAUAUUUACUUCCUUCCUCCCCUUCUAGGCUCCCAGCACAGAGGAGCUUCAGGGAGGUUGGACUGGGCCUGUGUCUAAAAAUAAACAGGUGGAGGGACAGGCAGACAGACAGACAUUACUGGGAGAGGGGGGUCAGGCAGAGGGCAGCUCCCUGCCCAGCCAGAGGGAGAGUGGAAGGGGCCCAGGUCCAUCCAUCACUGUCACCCACCCACCUGCCCGCCUUGGGUCUGGAACUCCUGAAGGGCAGGGUGGCAGCCUGAUCCCACUUGCAUCGCUGGGAGCGCCUGGCCCAUGCGUGGCCUGGGGGGCAAAUCCAAACAGAUCUGACUGCUUCCACCUGAUGCAGUUUAACUGGGACAAGUCAGGUCACAGACAGGGUCCCACGACCAAGUGUAGCUGCCCCUCCUUGGGCUCCAAUAUUUUAGCCAUGUGCUGGUAGGGUCUUGGGAUGUUCUUGAAGCAGAGGAUCCUAACUGAGGUAGGGGACUGCCUCGUUCCCUGUGUGCUUGGAGGGUCUUGGCAGAAGGAGAGCUUGUCAGGGGAGAUGGAUGGGCCAGGACUUGGGACCAGAGAAAAUUGUUUAUAAUGUUGCUGAGGUGCAUGGCCUGGAAAAAAGAUGAGUGGGGACAUAAGGGCUGUCUUCCUCCUUCCGGCUCCAUGAAGCAGCUCUGCAUACAUGGGAGGCACGUGCGCGCGUAUGCGUGUGCGCGCACACACGCACACACAGCUGAGAUGUAUGAUCAUUUACCAUGUGGUGGUUACAGGGGUGUUCUGUUUUAAAUUAUGAAAACGUGGAUUUGGUGAAUGACAUGGACUAUCUCAUGGUGUUGGCUUGUUUAUCGGGUAGAUUUUCAGGGUGUAAUCAUCUCAAUUAGCAAAUGCAAGGAUACACUUUGACCACAUGUGGAAAGGUUGCCCCUGGAAAAAGUUUGAGUUUGGAAUAGUUGACCUUGCUCUUGGGUCAUUUGAAUGUGAAGAAACUCACACCAUUGAGAAGUGUUAAGGAACCAUGAAAAUACCAGCAUGAGAACUUGUAAUAAAAGAAUAUCAUCACCACUGAAAAAAAAAUGAUGUAUACAUAUAUUUCAUUAACCACCCGAGCUGGUCCACUUCCCUCCAACCCUGUCCCUGGCUGGCCUGGCUGGGCCACAGUCCCCAGCUGCCCCCUGGUGGCAGCCCAGACCCCUCUGACUCCCCGGGCCUAUGGGCACCUCUCUUCUGGGCCUCACCUGGGAGGCAAGGCCCCCUGCCUGCACCCCCAUCCCUUGGGCCAGGCUCUGCACAGCUCGCCUGAGGCAAGGUCGCAGCCUCCUUCCCUUGCAGGUGACCACAGCUGCCUGGGAAGCCCGACACAGCGAGCCCUUGGUGAUCAGUAGCUGAGAACCACUAAUGGCUACCUUGGAAGACACUCGUUGCUCUUUUGGUCUGGUUUUGGGUCCUCAGGCUCAAACCAGGCAUGUGAUCCCGAGCACGACUUUCCACUUGGUCAGAAAUGACCUUUGGGACUUGGCUGACCAGUUCCAGGGAGAUCUGGCUUUGAAGCUGGUAGCUCUGCCACUUCUUAGCUCUGUGACCUGAGGCAGUGUCUCUAAAACUCAGUUUCAUGGCAAAAUGGACUCUCUGAGCUUUGCCUCCAGAAAAGACUUGAGGGCAGUGGAUGUAGAAGCUCUUAGUAGGUGUUUGGCGCUCCUCAUGUGACCCGGGGCCAGAGCCAGAGGGUCCCCCUUCCCAAGGAGACAGUGCUCAUGCUGCCGCACAUCCUCUCCUGGCGGCUUCCGUGGGUGCAGCCUGAGAAGCCUGAGGUCACAGUGUCACAGCACAGCUCCUGUCCUCCCCCAGGUUCCUGCCUGAAUACCAGCUUGGGAGCUCCCCACUGCCUGCAGCCACCUCCGACCAGCCCCCCAUCACCAUGCACUCCUUGGACGAACCGCUCGACCUGAAGCUGAGCAUCACCAAGCUCCGUGCGGCGAGAGAAAAGCGGGAGAGGACGCUGAGUGUGGUCCGGCACCGGGCUCUGCACAGGGACCUCGGCCUGGUGGAUGACAGCCCCACCCCGGGCUCUCCGGGCUCCCCGCCCUCAGGCUUCCUCCUGAACCCCAAGUUCCCCGAGAAGGUAGAGGGACGCUUUUCGGCGGCCCCCCUGGUGGACCUCAGCUUGUCACCGCCGUCUGGGCUGGACUCCCCCAAUGGCAGCAGCUCGCUGUCCCCUGAGCGCCAGGGCAACGGAGACCUGCCUGCAGUGCCCACUGCCCCGGACUUCCAGCCACUGCGCUAUCUAGAUGGCGUCCCUAGUUCCUUCCAGUUCUUCCUGCCUCUAGGCUCCGGGGGGGCCCUGCACCUGCCUGCUUCCUCCUUCCUCACCGCCCCCAAGGACAAGUGCCUCUCACCAGAGCUCCCCCUGCCCAAACAGCUGGUGUGUCGCUGGGCCAAGUGUAACCAGCUCUUCGAGCUCCUGCAAGACCUGGUGGAUCACGUCAAUGACUACCAUGUCAAGCCUGAGAAGGACGCAGGGUACUGCUGUCACUGGGAGGGCUGUGCCCGCCAUGGCCGAGGCUUCAAUGCCAGGUACAAGAUGCUCAUCCACAUCCGCACACACACCAACGAGAAGCCGCACCGCUGCCCCACCUGCAGCAAGAGCUUCUCUCGCCUGGAGAAUCUGAAGAUCCACAACCGCUCGCACACAGGUGAGAAGCCCUAUGUCUGCCCCUACGAGGGCUGCAGCAAGCGCUACUCCAACUCGAGCGACCGCUUCAAGCACACACGCACACACUAUGUAGACAAGCCCUACUACUGCAAGAUGCCCGGCUGCCACAAGCGCUACACAGACCCCAGCUCGCUGCGCAAGCACAUCAAGGCCCAUGGCCACUUCGUGUCUCACGAGCAGCAAGAGCUCCUGCAACUGCGCCCACCCCCCAAACCACCGUUGCCCACCCCUGACGGCGGCCCCUAUGUCAGCGGAGCCCAGAUCAUCAUCCCCAACCCUGCUGCCCUUUUUGGAGGCCCCGGCCUGCCUGGCCUGCCCCUGCCCCUGGCCCCUGGCCCCCUUGACCUCAGUGCCCUGGCCUGCGGCAAUGGCGGGGGCGGUGGGGGAGCAGGGGGCAUGGGCCCCGGGCUGCCGGGCCCCGUCUUGCCCCUCAAUCUGGCCAAGAACCCGCUGCUGCCCUCACCCUUUGGGGCUGGUGGACUGGGCCUGCCUGUGGUCUCCCUCCUCGCUGGCUCCGCUGGCGGCAAGGCCGAGGGGGAGAAGGGGCGUGGGGCAGUGCCAGCCAGGUCUCUGGGCAUGGAGGGCCGCAAGACGCCCCUGGAGAGGACUGAGAGCAGCCGCUCCCGGCCAAGCCCUGACGGACUCCCCCUGCUGCCAGGCACCGUGCUGGACCUGUCCACGGGUGUCAACUCAGCAGCCAGCAGCCCAGAGGCACUUGCUCCUGGUUGGGUGGUCAUCCCGCCGGGCUCCGUGCUGCUCAAGCCAGCCGUGGUGAACUGAACCCGCCUGCAGGAUGGCUACCCGCAGCCCAGCUAGCAGCUCCCGGCCCUGCCCCGACGAACGGAAACUCUUCUGCGAAAUAGCAAUAAUGUCCUCCUGCCUCCGGGGCCCGCCCUGUGUCCCCCAGGCGGACCCAGCCCCAGACAAGCUGGGCAGCAAGGAUGGUGCUAGAAGGUCAUUGGUGGUGUCCCAGGCUCUGGAGGGGAGCUGGUCCUGCCAGCCAGGGAGAGCCGUGCUCCUGGGUGCUGAGGCCUCACUCACCUCUGGCCCUCCCCCUGCCCUGUCCUCCACCUAGCCCUCAGUAGCCCCCCCACCCGCCCUGUGACUCCCUCAACCAGUUGCCAGCCUGGGUAGGGCGCCCUCCCUCCCUGCCUUGCCCACCUGCCAGCCAUGUCCCCGUCCUGCCUAGCCUCUCUGGGCCCCUGCUCUGGGGGCUUCUUGGACCCCUUUCCCUCUGGCCCACCCUCCAGAGGGAGAGCAAGACAGACGCAGGCAAAGCCACAGGAAGAAGCCACCUUAUCCCUAUGACAAGGCGCCUCCAAACUCAGAGAGGGAGGCCCGCUCUGCCAGCUGCCCCCCCCCCCCCACUAGCCCGUCCAAAAACAGCCAGCACUACCUGAGGGUUGGCCCCUCUCUGGGCCGGAUGCUCUCCCAAGUGAGGGGACUGUGACCGCUCACCUGCCCCUUCGCUGCUGGGCCUUCUCCCUCUAUUUUCAGGGAGCCCCGGGAGUGUGGGCAGUGGAGCCCUGAGCGAGGAGGGGAGAUGCCAGGACCCUGGGCCCUCACUUGGCUCAGGGAACAGGUGGGGCAGGGCCUGGCCUGGGGCGGUGCCACUCUGCACAAGGGACUACGGUGGCUUGCAGGGUGUCAGGAGGUGGGAGGCUGGCUGGGGACAACCCCAGGCUGGGACACAGCUCCCAUUCUGGGGGUGCCAAGUCACAGCCAGCACACAGGGGAGUGAGGGCUCCAGGCCAGGGCUGGGCAUGGGAGCUUUCCAGAGGCCAUGGACUGAAAGCCCUGGGCUUGGGGGGUGAAGCAAACAAGGAUGGCCGUGGGAGGGCCCAAGCCCUCUGCCUGGGAAGGGGAAGCUGGAGGAAGGAGCCUGGGUUUACGACAUGGCUGUUUGCUUUGGCUUUCCCCUGUUGAGCCUGUCCUAGAGGUGUCCCCAACCCCUGCCCACCACCUCCCCCAUGGCACGGGCCAGAAUAAGCUAAGGAUGCCAGUGUCCACGUGCCCCACCACCCACUGCCCAGUUCCACCAGGCUCUGGGGCCGCAGCAUUAUGCCUCCCCUCACCCUGAGCCCUCGCUGUUCCCUCCCUGGAGGUGGCCUGGUGCCAUCUGGGAGGCGCUGGCCCCCGCAGUCAGGACUCCUGGCGCCUUGGCCACACGACCAAGCACUCCAUUUCCCCUGCUGUAAGACAGGGAGCUGCAGGCCAGCAGUGGGGUCGUCAGCAGCCCUGCGGCCUUCACCGUUGCCUGGACUGCCCCUCUCUCCUAGAGGGGUCACCCUGCCCGGGCCUGCCCCGACAGAGCCUGGCGGUGCUGGCUCUGCCCCUUGAAGGGGCUGUGAGCAGGGCAGGAGGGAGCUGGUCUCCUUUCUUCGGGCCCCACCCAGGACCCAGGCCUUAAGUCCCCAGUUGGGGGUGAGGGCUCUGAGACUCAAGCCCAGGGAGCAGAGGAACAGGGCACUGGAAGGCGACAUUAGCUCAGCAUGUGACUCGGUGAUAGACCAAGCUCGGAAGGGCUGGUAUAAGUGUUGUUGUUGUGGGUUUGUUGUUGCACAUUCCAGGAUAUCAGUAUUUUAACAGGUUCUAAGUGCCUUUCUAUCGUAGCUUAUGUUUUUCCUCCUCUUGGCUCCAUUGCUGUUAGCAUAGAGUUUAAAAAAGAAAAAAAAGAGAUAAGCUAAUGACUAUAACAAUAUAUUCCUCCAUGUGAGAGGAAGUUUAUAAAGAAACAAUAAAAGUCAGUUGCAAAGAUG
Leptonychotes weddellii (Weddell seal) is the source of this 5987-nucleotide messenger RNA. The record is from RefSeq and is a predicted model, not a curated record. NCBI's taxonomy places the organism in Eukaryota, Metazoa, Chordata, Mammalia, Carnivora, Phocidae.